AAGUCUGAGCUGGGAUCCCUGUGCUUUCUCCGCCUCCUUUGCUUUCCAGUUUCCUCUGCCUUCCCUGCUGUGGAAGCUGCUCUGCCUUCCCUGGGACUUUUGUUCUGUCCCCGUUUUUUCCUGCGAAUUCCUCCUGUCUCUCCUGGGAGCUCAGCUCUCUCCCCAUUUGCUCCUGGUAGCUCGAGUCCCUUUUCCCCCUGAGAACUCAGCUCUUUCUUCCCCUUUUCCCUCUGGGAGCCCAGCUCUCUCCCCAUUUGCUCCUGGGAGCUCCGAUCUCCCCCUUUCCCCCUGAGAACUCAGGGCUCUCCUCUUUUUUCCCUUGCCCCUGAGAUCUCUCGGCAUUCCUGCACCCAGGCCUGUGCUUGCAUCUCCCAGACCUCUCAAGUGUGGUAGCAGCAAGACCCUGAGAUAAAGACCAGGUGCUAAAGGGAGGAACUUGAGAAAAAGGAGUCACUCUGGGUGUUUGCUACCUCCACAGGGAGCCUGGAGCCAGAGAGAAUGGGCCCUGGGAGCCUCGGACCUCCUCGGGAGGUUGUGACAUUCAAGGAUGUGGCUGUGGAUUUCACCCAGGAGGAGUGGGGUCUCUUGGACCCCUCUCAGAAGGAGCUGUUCAAGGAGGUCAUGGUGGAGAAUGCCUGGAACCUGCUCUCCUUGGGGCUUCCAGUUCCCAGAGAAGAGGCAAUCUCUUAUUUUGAGCAAAGGGAAGCACUGUUGAUGUUGGACCAACAAGGCCUGAGGAGCUGCUCUGCAGGAGAGAUCAGAGUGAAAUGAAAGAAACUCCUGCAGAGCUAAGCCAUUCUGUGGUAGCAAGUCCCAAGCAGUGGCUCAUGGGUGAUGGAUCCUGUGACUUUACUUGGAGAAAAAUCUGUGCAACACAUGAGAGAAUCCAGCUUAGAGAGAGACAUUGUGAAUGUACCGAAUGUAGAAAAGGUUUUAUAAAAAAGGAAAAUCUUAUUGUACAAUCGAAAAUCCACACUCCAGGAGAGAAGCCUUAUGAAUGUAACCAGGGUGGAAAGUCUUUUACAAAUAGAGCAUUUCUUAGUUUACAUCAGAGAGUCCACACUGGAGAGGAGCCUUGUGAAUUUAACUACUGUGGAAAGUCUUUUAGAAGCAAAGGAGGUCUCACUGAUCAUCAGAGAAUCCACACAGGAGACAAACCUUGUGAAUGUAACCAAUGUGGAAAAAGAUUUAGACAAAAAGGAGAUCUUAUUAGACAUCAGAGAAUCCAUACUGGAGAGAAACCUUAUGAAUGUAACCAGUGUGGAAAGGAUUUUACAGAAAACAGAGCUCUUAUUAGACAUCAAAGAAUCCACACUGGAGAGAGACCUUAUGAAUGUAACCAGUGUGGAAAGGGUUUUAGAAGCAAAGAAGGUCUCAUUGGCCAUCAGAGAAUCCACACAGGAGAGAAACCUUGUGAAUGUAACCAGUGUGGAAAAAGAUUUAGACAAAAGGGUGAUCUUAUUAGGCAUCAGAGAAUCCAUACUGGAGAGAAACCUUAUGAAUGUAACCAAUGUGGAAAUUCAUUUAGAAGCAAGGGACAUCUUACUAGACAUCAGAUAAUGCACACUGGAGAGAAACCUUAUGAAUGUAACCAGUGUGGAAAAGGUUUUAGAAAAAAGGAAUCUCUUAUUUUACAUCAGAGAAUCCACACUGGAGAGAAACCUUAUGAAUGUAACCAGUGUGGAAAGGCUUUUAGAAGUAAAAAAGGUCUCAUUGAUCAUCAGAGAAUCCACACAGGAGAGAAACCUUUUGAAUGUAAUCAAUGUGGAAAGGGUUUUAGAAGCAAGGCAGGUCUUAUUGGACAUCAGCUGAUGCACACUGGAGAGAAGCCUUAUGAAUGUAACCAGUGUGGAAAAGGUUUUAUAAAAAAGGGAGCUCUUAUUUUACAUCAGAGAAUCCACACUGGAGAGAAACCUUAUGAAUGUAACCAAUGUGGAAAGGCUUUUAGAAGGAAGGAAAGUCUUGUUGUACAUCAGAGAACCCACACUGGAGAGAAACCUUAUGAAUGUAACCAAUGUGGAAAGGCUUUUAGAAGCAAGGGAGGUCUUAUUGUACAUCAGAGAACCCACACUAGAGAGAAGCCUUAGGAAUGUAACCAAUGUGGAAAGGCUUUUGGGGGAAACCUGGGACACUUCUUGGUGGAAUUGUGAACUGAUCCAACCAUUCUGUUAAGCAAUGUGGAACUAUGCCCAACAGCCAUCAAAAGGUGCAUAGCUUUUGAACUAGCAAUGUUUCUACUGGGCUUAUUUGCCAAAGAGAUCUUAAAGGAGGGAAAGGGACCCACAGGUGCAGAAAUGUUUCUGCAGCCCUGUUUGUUGUGGCAAGAAACUGGAAACUGAGUGUAUGCCCAUCAUCUGGGAACUACUGAAUAAGUCUUGUGGAAUAUUAUUGGUCUAUAAGGAAUGAUCAGCAGGAUGAUUCCACAGAGGCCUGGAGAGACUUACAUGAACUGAUGCAAAGUGAAGUGAGCAGAACCAGGAGAUUAUCGUAUAUUGCAACAGUAAGAGUAUACAAUGAUCAAUUCUGAUGGACGUGGCUCUUUUCAACAAUGACAUGAUUCAGGCCAGUUCCAAUGAUCUUGUGAUGAAGAGAGCCAUCUUUACUGAGAGAGGACAGUGGGAAAUGAGUGUGGAUCACAACGUAGCAUUUGCACUCUUUAUGCACCUAACAAGUAGGAGGGAGAAGCCCAAAAACACUGGUGAGGGAGGAUUCCCAGGGCUGCUGUCACCUCCGGUGAGAUGAGUCUCAGAUGCCCUAAGCACAAUAUAUCCAAGCCUCUGAAGGCAGCUUGGGGCCAGUUUCCUCUCCCAGGUGUUCCCUUUCAAACAGAGGGACUUCAUUCAAUUGCCAGCUGCCCAUGAUUCCAAAUAUGCUCUGGGAUGGUUUGUACACUUUCCUGCUGGGUGGCAGAGUUCUUCCUCAUACUGUCACAGCCUGUGGGCUAGUAAAAAUCCUCUUAGAAAAAUAUUUUAGACCCACAUGGGCCACAAGGCACCAGCCCUUUUUUUGGUCACAAAGAACUGAACAAUAAAUAUGUAUCUGUCUAUUUGGGAAUGGCCAGACAAGCUGUGGUAUAUGAAGGCAAUAGAAUAUUAUUGUUCUGUAAAAAUGAUGAACAAGCUGGUUUUGAAAAGGCCUGGAGUUACAUGAACUGACACUGAUCCAAACUAGCAGAACCAGAAGUACACAGUAACAGUCAGAAUGGGCGAUGAUCAACUAUAAAAGCCUUGGUCCCCCUCAGAGGUUCAGGGAUGCAAAGCAAUCCCAACAGACUUUGCACAGAAAAUGCCAUCUGCAUCCACACAGACUGAAUGUAAAUAAACAUUUA
Molecule: messenger RNA, 3328 nt
Organism: Sarcophilus harrisii (Tasmanian devil)
Lineage: Eukaryota; Metazoa; Chordata; Mammalia; Dasyuromorphia; Dasyuridae
Product: zinc finger protein OZF-like
Exons: 5
Coding region: 768-2087 (439 amino acids)
Biological process (GO): regulation of transcription by RNA polymerase II
Molecular function (GO): DNA-binding transcription factor activity; RNA polymerase II cis-regulatory region sequence-specific DNA binding
Source: RefSeq, a predicted model, not a curated record